Messenger RNA from Cladophialophora psammophila CBS 110553, 1749 nucleotides. RefSeq lists its product as uncharacterized. NCBI's taxonomy places the organism in Eukaryota, Fungi, Ascomycota, Eurotiomycetes, Chaetothyriales, Herpotrichiellaceae. Gene Ontology annotation, molecular function: N,N-dimethylaniline monooxygenase activity; NADP binding; flavin adenine dinucleotide binding. The coding region runs from base 1 to 1749 and encodes 582 amino acids. The transcript has 10 exons. The record is from RefSeq and is a predicted model, not a curated record.
AUGGCCACUAAAUUCCAGAUAUUGGACCGCCCGAUUGAUGAUGUCCCUUCAAUCAAAGCAAUUUGUGUUGGAGCAGGAGUUUCUGGUAUUUUGACAGGCAUAAGACUGCCUCAACGAGUGCAAAAUUUAGAGUUGGUGAUAUACGAGAAAUCGCCAGAAUUGGGGGGGACAUGGCUUGAGAACACAUAUCCUGGAGGUAUGCACUGCCGAUAUAUACCAGCGGCCGCGUAUCAGUUAUCCUUCGAAAAUAAUACACAGUGGAGCUCAUACUAUGCUUCAGGCCCAGAGAUACUCGAAUAUUGGAAGAGAGUCGCUCAUAAAUAUGAUGUGUUCAAGUACAUGAAGUUCAACACCGAGGUCACUGAAGCACGGUGGAACGCAGACGAUGGCUUGUGGGCUGUUAAACUGAAAGAUACAAACUCAGGAAAAGAGUGGUCGGAUAGCGGAAACUUUUUGAUUAUUGGCACCGGUAUUCUUAAUAAGUUUGACUGGCCCAAUAUCCCAGGACUCCAUGACUUCAAAGGCCAUCUCGUUCAUACCGCGCGAUGGGACCAUUCAUACGAUUUCACAGACAAGAAAGUGGCACUCAUCGGCGGCGGCUCUUCCGGAAUCCAGAUUCUUCCAAAGAUCCAACCACUGGUAAAGCAUUGCGAUCAUUACAUGAAAGGCCGAACAUGGAUUGCGUACCGGAUCCCCGGCAAGGAAAUUUCGGGAAUGAACCCUGAUAACCUCGAAAACUUCCAGCACACAGAAGAAGAUCUCGCCAAGUGGCGCAAUGAUCCCGCGGCUUACCUCGACUUCAGAUGUGCCGUGGAAGAUAAUCUUAACUCAGCAUUUGACUUCAUAAGAAAUGGUACUGAGGUGCAAACAAAGGCAAGAAAGCUGUUUGAAGAUACCAUGAAAGAGAGGCUGUCAAAAAAACCUGAAGUAUUCGAGGCUUUAAGGCCCGAAUAUCCUCCUGGUUGUCGCAGGCUGACCCCUGGACCAGGUUAUCUAAAGGCAAUAUGCGAGGAUAACGUCAACUUCAUCAGUAUUCCUAUCGAAAGAGUUGUCGAGACUGGCAUCAUCGCCAGUGACGAAAUCCAACGAGAUGUCGAUGCUAUAAUCUGUGCUACUGGCUUCGACUACUCUUAUAAACCACGCAUCCCGACUUACGGACUUGGAGGCAAGAUCCUGAGUGAGGUCUGGGAAUCAAUCCCAGAGGCCUACCUGUCCAUGUGUCCUUCACAAAUGCCUAAUUACUUCUUAUACCUCGGCCCCAAUGGCGGGCCCGGCAAUGGAAGCACAAUCAUAUUCCUGGAAUUGGUAGCCGAAUACAUUUGCAAAGCGGUUCAUAAGGUGCAACGCGAAGGUUUGAAGUCUAUGGUUCCGAAGGACGAACCGAUAAAACAGUUCGGACAAUAUGUCGACAAGUACAUGGAGCUACUGACCGAGCUUUGCAUGCAGUGCCGUUCAUGGUUCAAGAGAGGACAAGAAGAAGGACGGGUUGUGGCUCUCUGGCCUGGAGGUAGCAUGGCUGCAAUCAAGGCCCUUCAACAUCCCAGGUGGGAGGAUUUCAACUAUACCUUGAAAGAAAAUACGGCGGUGAACAUGUGGAGCUGGUUUGGGAAUGGAACUACCAAAGCUCAACAGGAGAGGAGAAGCACAUCCGACUAUCUGCGGCAUGCAGAUGUCCCCCCGGUGCCUACGAAACGCCCUUCAACAGUGGCGGAGAUUGCUCUAGGAGCUGUCACGGAUUCUGUGGCUUGA